Nematostella vectensis (starlet sea anemone) is the source of this 3003-nucleotide messenger RNA. Its product is annotated as pre-mRNA-splicing factor CWC22 homolog. The record is from RefSeq and is a predicted model, not a curated record. Gene Ontology annotation, biological process: mRNA splicing, via spliceosome. Gene Ontology annotation, molecular function: protein binding; RNA binding. The transcript is spliced from 28 exons. Gene Ontology annotation, cellular component: catalytic step 2 spliceosome. NCBI's taxonomy places the organism in Eukaryota, Metazoa, Cnidaria, Anthozoa, Actiniaria, Edwardsiidae. The coding region runs from base 174 to 2462 and encodes 762 amino acids.
AUGAAGCUGCUUUUUUAUGCGUGAAUUACUGUGUCUUGGGUACCCUGUGUUGACUGGGUACCCUGUGCUCUACAUUUUAUCAAAGGCCAGGUCGCUCGGUUAAACGUGAGUAAAUCGAAAACUCCGGAAAAUAAACGAAAACUAUACGUUUUCAAAACCCAAAUUCCCGAGUUAUGUCUGAAAGUGAUAGCGAUGGCGAUGUUGGGUCUCGUGUUCGAAGCGUUGUUCAGAAACCAAAAGAGUCCAUGAAGAAACAUCACUCAAGAUCACGGUCAAGAUCACCUUUGAGAAAAGAGAGAAGAGAAGAGAAUCAGAAGACCAAUGAGAGAGAUUAUGACAGGAGAAGAGAAAGAAGAGAGGAUAAAGAGAAUCAGCAUAGAAAUGAGUACAACGAGGGGCGAAGAAGGCGUAGGAUGGAGCGUGAUGACAAUGAUGUGCGUGAGACAAGGCGCAACUAUCGGACAGAGGACCGCCCUGAUGUCAAUCUUGACUCUGGUCGGCAAAAAAGGACUGAUAAACGUCAACGAAGGGGCUCUAAUUCAAGUGAGGAUGAAGAAAGACAAAAAAGAAUACCCGAUGACUCAAAGGAAAAGAUUGAGGAGCGAAAUGAAGAUAAGGCCACUGAGGGGAAAGAGGAAGAGAAGAAAGAUAACUUGGCCCCCCUGCAAACCCGAACAGGAGGUGCAUAUAUCCCGCCUGCUAAACUUAGAAUGAUGCAACAGAGUAUUACUGACAAAAGCAGUGAGGCAUACCAACGAUUAAGUUGGGAGGCUUUGAAAAAAAGUAUAAAUGGUCUUAUUAAUAAGGUGAACAUUUCCAAUAUUGGACAUAUUGUCAGGGAAUUGUUUCAAGAAAAUAUUGUUAGAGGAAGGGGUGUUCUCGCUCAGUCUGUUAUUCGUGCUCAGGCCGCAUCACCCACCUUCACACAUGUGUAUGCUGCCCUGGUAUCCAUUAUCAAUACCAAGUUCCCAAAAAAUGGAGAGUUGAUCCUGAGACGUCUCAUCUUGCAGUUCCGCCGAGCUUAUAGGAGAAAUGACAAAACUGUAUGCUUGACUACUAGCCGAUUUGUAGCACACUUGGUAAACCAGCAAGUGGCUCAUGAAAUCUUGGCACUAGAGAUAUUGACCUUGCUGCUCCACAAACCCACAGAUGACAGUGUGGAAGUUGCUAUUGGGUUUCUAAAAGAAUGUGGUAUGAAAUUGACAGAGGUGUCUCCAAGAGGGGUACAUGCUGUGUUUGAGCGUCUGCGCAGCAUCCUUCAUAGCGGUGAGAUAGAGAGACGAGUCGAGUACAUGAUUGAGGUCAUGUUUGCCGUCAGGAAAGAUGGAUUCAAGGACCAUGUGACCAUCCCAGAGGGGCUUGACCUUGUAGAGGAGGAAGACCAGAUCACCCAUCUACUGAGACUUGAGGAAGCGGGGAAUGCCGAGGAGAUACUUAAUAUAUUUAAGUUUGAUGAGAACUUUCUUGAAAACGAAGAGAAGUACAAGGAAAUCAAACAAGAAAUUCUUGGAGAAGAUGAUUCAGAUGAAUCAUCAGAGGAUGAUGACGAUGAUGAAGAUGUUAGUGAAGAGGAGGGAGAAGGAAGUCAGGAAAAAGAGGACAGCGAGAUGGACAUUAUUGACCAGACAGAGACAAACCUUGUUGCCUUACGCCGAACCAUCUACCUCACAAUACAAUCCAGUCUUGACUAUGAGGAAUGUGCGCAUAAGCUAUUGAAGUUGCAGAUGAAACCGGAUCAGCUGAAUGAGUUUUGUGUCAUGAUAAUCGAUUGCUGUGCCCAGCAAAGAUCCUACGAGAAGUUCUUUGGCCUUCUUGCCCAGAGGUUUUGUAAUCUGAAGAAAGAAUACAUUGACGAGUAUGUUCGGCUUUUCCAAGAGCAGUACGGUACCAUACACAGGCUGGAGACCAACAAGCUAAGGAAUGUCGCCAAGUUCUUUGCACACUUGCUCUACACAGACGCCAUCCCAUGGACUGCGCUGGAUUGUAUCAAGUUGAACGAAGAAGACACUACUUCGUCAAGCCGUGUGUUUAUCAAGAUCCUAUUCCAAGAACUGGCUGAGUACAUGGGAAUGCCGAAACUGAACGAGCGACUUAAAGACCCUUUCUUUACCAUGUACUUCGAGGGUAUCUUUCCACGCGACAACCCACGGAACACGCGAUUCUCCAUCAAUUUCUUUACUUCUAUUGGCUUAGGCGGAGUGACGGAUGAGCUCCGUGAACACCUCAAGAACGCCCCCAAAGUCAUCAUGGCCCAGAAACGCGCCGAGUCAAGCGAUUCGGACAGUGACUCGGACAGCGAUUCGGACAGCUCUAGCGAAGAGGAGAGUUCGAGUGAAUCUGAGGACUCGGAGGAAGAGAGGAGAAGGAGCCGGAAGAAACAGAAGAGUCGAAGUCACCGGGAGAGGCCUUCUCCGAGGAAGUCUCGCAAAAAAGCUAAGAGCAGCCACAAACACCGAAGGUGAAGGACCGAAGGCAUAGCCACGGCCACACAGUGAAAUACAGUCGAGUUCACACAUGGGCAGAACGCAGAGCAACGGUCACACAGAGUGAGAUAAAGUCGAGUUCACACAUGGGCAGAACGCAGAGCAACGGUCACACAGAGUGAGAUGAAGUCGAGUUCACACAAAGGCAGAUUGUAAAGCCAAAGUCUUACAGAGGGUCGCGUUAUGUUUAUUUUUGCGAUGAAUUUGGGAUGCACGAAAAUGAAGACAGACGUUUACUAUAUCGUAAAGAACUAUAAACCGGACUUUUCUCGGAAAUACUGAGAACACACGCCCUGUGUGGUGCCGUCAUCUUCGGCACUCGAUGUUCCAAGAAAUCUCUUCUACAGGGUUUUUUUGUACUCCUGAAUAACAAGCACUCAUGAUUGCGACAGUGGCACUGUAACAAGUCUUUGUAUAUAGAAUGUUCUCUUUUAUAUAAAUGUAUUUUACAUUAUGUGUUUCUUGAAAACUGUACUGGACAACUUUGUAACUAUGAAAUAAAAUCUGAUUAUGAGUCUCG